UCGGUCACAUGGCUGCCAUGGCAACGCGGCCCGCCCGCGCGGCGGCCCCUCCCCGUCCCGGCCCGCAUGAGGCGGAAGCGGCCGCCGGGGCUGCUGUGGCCGGUGAUGGCCGGCGUCCUGCUGGCGCUGCUGGCCCUGCUCUGGGGCUCGCAGGUUUUAAAAGCAUUUGAUUACUUCCCUCCUUGGAAGGAACAGCAACAGAUGUACAAGUUGGACAUAGGCUGGCCUAAAAUUCCAGAAUACUUCACUGGCCAAACAUUUUGUGUUGCUGUUGACUCUCUUCAUGGUUUGGUCUAUGUGGGACAGAGGGGAGACAAUGUGCCAAAGGUACUUGUAUUCUCAGAGGAAGGCUAUUUUCUUUACUCAUGGAAUAAUACAGUUGAAAUGCCUCACGGUAUCUUUGUAUUGAACACUGCAACAGAUAGUUCAGUAUGGAUCACAGAUGUUGGAACAGGGAAAUACGGACACACCGUGAAACAAUAUAGCACUUCGGGUAAACUUAUGCAGAUCUUGGGCACGCCGGGUAAUGCUGGUUCAAGUUUGAUUCCCCUACAAUUUGAUCAACCAGCAGAGAUCUUUGUAGAGGAGAGCGGAGACCUGUACAUUGUGGAUGGAGACGGAGGAAUGAAUAACAGAUUGCUCAAACUGUCCAACGAUUACAAGGAGAUAUGGCUGACUGGAACAAACGGGACCGGCAUUGGCCAGUUCAAGAUUCCUCACAGUGUAACAGUGGAUCCUUUUGGACGGGUAUGGGUUGCAGACAGAGACAACAAAAGAAUCCAAGUCUUUGAUAAAGUCACGGGGGAAUGGCUCGGGUCUUGGAACAACUGUUUUUCAGAAGAUGGACCCUAUUCUGUCAGAUUUACUGCCGAUUACAAAUACCUGAUUGUAGCUCAGCUGAAUAUCAACCGGUUGGCAAUCUUGGCAGCACCACCGGUUGGCUCUAUUGGGGACUGUGUUAUGAUCCACACGGUCCAGCUGGCAGAUGAAACUAAACCUCACCUUGUGGAUGUAGACAUGAAGAGUGGAGCAGUCUAUGUUGCGGAGAUUGGAGCCCAGCAAGUACAAAAAUACAUACCCAUAAGUUGAUGGUUUCCCACCACUGCUGUGGCACAAGCUGUGUGACAUAUAACACCUAUGACCACAUUUCCUUGAGUUUUCUGUAGCUUGUGUUUCCUUAGACAAGCAUGAAACAUUGUGCUCGCAGUACUUUAGAGCUAAGAAUCUAGUUGUCCUGCAGUCCUGGAAAAGCACUUGGUCUUGAACUGUUACUAACUUUAGUAAUGCUAUAGUGGCUUUUGCUUUUGUUGCUGGCAAUUAUAAAAUGACUUUCCUAUGCAUCUUGAUUUUAUUAUAUAAAAUUUUACAAACACAGCUGCUGUUCUUAAAUGUAUAGGGUCUUCUUGAGGGACCUCCAAUUAGCCUGUGCGUUAAACAAAGGUCAGAACUGCCUGAAAGAAGUGUAUAAAUGAUUUCCUGGGAGGCGAGCACCAUAUUUUAAUGUUUCUUCACUUUUUUUUUUAAAUCAUUGUGCUGAUGCUGCCCAACACUGAAUAUAGGGAUGCAUUAUGAUGUUGAGUAAGGUGCUGCUGAAUAGUGGUGUCAGUACUGACAACUGGCAUCUGCCUUGGGUGGUUAAUGACAUAAGCAUUGAAAUCUUAGUUUUCAGCUCUAGCUAAAGUGGUAAAGUCUGUAAUAAGCUUAAGUUAAAUUGAUAUCAGGCACUUCAAACUAAAUUAAAUGUGUGUGCACAGCAGCCAAGUACUGAUUCUUAACUAGAUCAAUUCUUAACCUGAUUUGAUUUAUAUCAGCAUGAGUUUUCCAUUCCAUAAUAUUUUAUAGUGGAACAUAUUGAAGUUCAACUCAUUGCAAUUUGCUAGGAAAGUCUUAAUCACCAUUAGGGACUGGGAGAGACAUGAUUUUCUUCACAUUUCAUUGAAGCUCUGUCAGUUAAUAGCAGUGCAUCUGUUUUGACUUGGGAAUUUUUAACUGUUUUCUAUCCAGAACUUAGACUUCAUGAACUCUGUUAAUGUCUAGAGUUUCUUAUGCUGUAUCUUAGCAGGUAUCUCCAAGCUCUGUCCUACAAAAUGCUGUCUCUUUCCAUUCCCAGUCCAGAAUGAUUCUGUUUUGUUUACAUGUAGCUACAAGAUUUUAAGUUAAUUCACUCUAUAGCUUAGAGGGAACUGGAUAUAGGAAAAUGUGAUGGAGAAAAUGGCAUGACAGAAAUGAGAUCGUGAAUAACUGAUUACCUCUGGAAAGCUGUGGACCCACUUUCCAUAUUUAUCUGCUAGCUCUUCAAAACAUUUUGGAGGAUUUUUGCUGUUUCCACAUGCUAAUUCUGCUGUGUGGACUAUUUUAAUGCUAAUUACCAACGAAGAUGAGCAAUUCUUUUCCUGCUUCCUUAGAAAGGGAAUAUGGGAAAUAGAAUUAUUCUGACGGGAAAUAUCCAUGUCAGUGACUGUUACCAAAAGCAAGGGCUUCUUGAUUUGUCAGGUUUCAACCUAUGAUCACAAAUUUGUGGGUCAGCAGGUGGAAAAAUCUAUCCAGAAAAGUCAGAUUCAUAUUUGUUGUGGAAACUCAGCUGUGAACCCUGAUGCCUGAGUCCAGCAUUAUUUGAGAUUAAUGCACUAAAUGUGAAUGCUUUGUUGUUGGCUGCAUCCACGAUAACAAAAGCAGCUCUUACUUGGCUGCCCUCAUGCAAGCCUUAGAAUCAGAACUUCAGAGUUAUACGCUAGCAAACGUGAUCCAUCAUUCACAUGGUCUUGAAUGGGAGCUAGUAAGCAAUAUGUAUUACCUGAAAAAGUAGCAGUACUUCCUCUAGACCUGGAGGUAUAAGUCCACAUUGCUUUGCAGUGUGUUGUGUGGAUUUUCUAACUAGCUCUCCACUACCUCAGGGAUCUCUGUGUGCGAUUUAGCUAUUUCUCACCUACAGAAGGUGGAUUCCUUUUUAAAAAUACUACACUUUAAUAUAGUUAAUGAUGUUACAGUAUCUGGGUGGUGUAAGGGGUUCGGGCAUAUCCAUCCUUCCUCACCACAUCCUAUCCUUAUUUAUUUUUUCCAUUGUCACGUCCAUUUGAAAUAGAACCCAGAGCUCUCUGGGAGCAUGCUUCUGUGUUCGGUAAAGGAGUAGUGCACUUUUGGAUGUUGACAAAUAAGUUAUUUCUACAACUUUGUUUGCUGUGUGGAUCUGCUCUCAACUCGGUUGCAUGGGCUUUUGCAGCCCCUAGAAAUGGGGAGCAUUCAUUCAGUUUUGUUUGGCUUUACUGAAAUAGGUCAUGGUGCCAAAAUGUGCCUUGCCUCUAGACAUUUGGGUAUCUGUGAUAAGAAGGGAUGCUUAUUAUUAAUUAAUAUGAAAUGCUUAGACUCCUUUUUACCUCUGUGUCUAUGACCAGACAGAAAACGAUUGAUUUGUGCACUAAUUUGCUAAUUCUCUGAAGGUUUUCUUAUGUAUCAUCUUGAAACGGAUUUCUGAAAAAUUGCAUAGUAAGAUAAUUUGAUAAAAUAAAUCGAGAAUUUCCCAUUAUGAAA
Messenger RNA from Falco peregrinus (peregrine falcon), 3528 nucleotides. RefSeq names its product NHL repeat containing 3 (gene NHLRC3). NCBI's taxonomy places the organism in Eukaryota, Metazoa, Chordata, Aves, Falconiformes, Falconidae. The transcript has 7 exons. Gene Ontology annotation, molecular function: translation repressor activity; ubiquitin protein ligase activity; protein binding. Gene Ontology annotation, biological process: proteasome-mediated ubiquitin-dependent protein catabolic process; protein polyubiquitination; negative regulation of translation. The record is from RefSeq and is a predicted model, not a curated record. Bases 67 to 1089 code for a protein of 340 amino acids.